Brassicogethes aeneus is the source of this 2154-nucleotide messenger RNA. The record is from the annotation of a GenBank genome assembly. Lineage: Eukaryota; Metazoa; Arthropoda; Insecta; Coleoptera; Nitidulidae.
CGGGAAAGCGCGAAAUUCGUUCGUCUGUUGUUUCAGUUUCACUCGAAGCAGGCAGUGCUCAGUCUACCAAUGAACUUCGUCGAUGCGCGACAGCACUCUUGAUAAUUCUACGCCGAAGUUAAAUUUGAAGACGCGACUUAACGGAACCUUGCUGGGCGUUUUUUUGAAAACAGUUUUCGGCAAUUGUCAGUGGAAAACUUUUAGUUUUGUGGUUUUAAUUGUGCGGGGAUUUUAUUUUAGUAUACCUCUGUGAGUGAAUUUAAUGUGGUUCCUUCACAUUGAUUGAUGAUGGUGUAUUAAACGGCUGGCAAGUGUAAAGUAUGCGAUCUUUAGAGAUGACUGCGACAUGGCAUGAAGAAGAAGAGGAUGUAGAAGUCGAAGAAAUGGAGUUAAGAAAACAUAAUAAUGGAAAUAACGGGGAGGGGGGUAGAGACGAUCUCACAGAAUCCAGUAGUGAUGAAGCCACUGGCAAAAAAAGGAGGAAACAUGGAGGAAGUGCAUCAAGCGGAAGCGCUUCCAGUGGCGUAACAAUACGACGGCGGAAAACAUGCAUAAGUGCGAGGGAGAGAAACUUACGAAGACUGGAAAGCAACGAGAGAGAACGGAUGAGGAUGCAUUCGCUUAAUGAUGCAUUUGAGCAACUAAGAGAGGUCAUUCCACACAUUAAAAUGGAGAGAAAACUGUCAAAAAUCGAAACGCUAACGUUAGCAAAAAAUUACAUUAUGGCCCUUACAAAUGUUAUAUGUGAAAUGAGGGGCGAGGAGAAGCAUUACACUUUCCAAGAUGUCGAGAGCAACAGCGACGUCGAGCUAGAAACAGAGGAACAACAGACAAAUCCGACAACAGCGCGGGAACAAAACAACAACAACAUGUACCAGCAAAAUCUAGAGUCCCAUCCCGAAAACACCAUGGUGAACUCCCGCUAAAAAGUGCACGAAAGUUAUGUGAUUGUUAAACAUCUAAGGGAUGCCCCAAGAAGAAUUAAUGAGUAAAUUUAUUGGGACACCCUUUAUAAAGACAUUAAAUUUAACAAAGAAUUAAAAAAUGUGAAGAAACUUUUUAAAUAUUAAUUAUUAUUACUGUCUAUAUAUGCCAAACAUCUCAAUUACUAUAUCGUAUAUACCUACUAUUCUACAUUCCACUAGUUAAGAAAAUUUAUUGUAAAAAUAUUGUAUAUAUAUACAAUGUAUAUUAAACAUACCUAUAUAGUAUAUAACAUAAAAAGUCGUUCAGAAUAUAGUAAUAUAAAUGAUCAUGAUUUGACAUUUGAAACUUGUCACCAUUAGUCUAGACCUUAUUGUGUAUUCUGAAUGACUUUUUUUACAUGUGCAUAUCCACAGCCUAAAUCUGGCUCAUGUCUGAUUAUUUUUUGUUUAACUAUUAAUAUGCUAUUGUGAUUUUUUUGUGCUUCCCUUUUUAAUAUUAAUGAUAUACAAGGUGGUUCAAAACUUUCCGUUUGGAACACCCUAUAUAUUUUAUAUUUUUGUAAAUAAGAUUUACUUAAUUUUUUUUAUGGUUGUAUAAUUUAUGUAGGUAUUUAAGUACCGUAGGUAUUUAAGUACGCGUAUUUAGUUUGUAAGGAUUUGGAGAUUAUAAAUAUGUUCGAAAUCUCAGAUUUGGAAUGUACCAUAUUUACUGCUUAUGACAAUUUUAAGAUUACAAAAAACACAAUAAAAACAUAUUUUGCAUUGUUUUAGUGCAAACUUCCUGUAUUUAUUUAUUGAAAAAAACGUGUUUUUUUAAUCUACGUCAAAAACAUUAGGUAUAAUAUGAAAAUACAUAAACUGUAUUUUUUAGUGUUUAGCAAAAUGUGGACAUAUUACUAAAAGUUACCUAAAAGGGUAUCUUGAAAUACUCUCUCUAUAUAUACAGGGUGAAUCAAAACAACUUAAAAUGUUUGCGAAUAUUGAGGUUAUUUUGCUACACCUUUUAUAAAUGUAUGCUCAACCCUACUUUUUUGUUUUUUCGUAAAAAAUUCGUCAAUUUAUCGACCAUUUCCCAACAAUAGAUAUUUUCGUUCGAAUUUUUUAUUUAAAUACAAAUCAUUUGAAGCAUAAGUUCCAAAUGUAAAAUGUGAUAUUGUAGAGAAAACUUGUCAAAAGUUUUUGUUUUAGUUUAAAAAAUAUUAUGAAGAAAAAAUUUAUGUAUAUGAUA